Colletotrichum paranaense is the source of this 345-nucleotide messenger RNA. RefSeq lists its product as uncharacterized. The transcript has a single exon. The record is from RefSeq and is a predicted model, not a curated record. Bases 1 to 345 code for a protein of 114 amino acids. NCBI's taxonomy places the organism in Eukaryota, Fungi, Ascomycota, Sordariomycetes, Glomerellales, Glomerellaceae.
AUGGGACUGGGGCCCAGUCAUGCGGGCCAGUCGUUAAUCACUUGUGGAGAAAAGUCUUCCCAGCUGCAACGAGUCGAGGCCAUUCACGUUCCCUUGCAGAUUGGGGACCCCAUCCGCUCCAGUCGACACGAACGGACACCCCACGCCAAAAGGCCCAGAAACCUUUUUGCAGACCUGCGGACUCUGCACUACAUCGCGCGAUCGUCCACGCAGCGGCGGCUACGCAACCGCAACCUUCAAUCCUCGCGGCGAUUUUUCUUCAACCCACAAGUAUUUUCUUAUCAGAUCAAGACAUCCCUGUCACCACGGAUCAUCGCUCCGAGAUCGGUGCAUGGGCCGACGUGA